Messenger RNA from Emericellopsis atlantica, 810 nucleotides. RefSeq lists its product as uncharacterized. The record is from RefSeq and is a predicted model, not a curated record. The transcript has 2 exons. The coding region runs from base 1 to 810 and encodes 269 amino acids. Lineage: Eukaryota; Fungi; Ascomycota; Sordariomycetes; Hypocreales; Bionectriaceae.
AUGCCGCCCAAGCGCAAACAUGCCAAGCUACAGCGAUCGUCCAGCCCAACUCGUCUACCACCUGGGAAUGGCGUUGGCUUUCGCGCCCGUCUUCGCAGCAUCGUCCAUUCCGAGGCAUCACCAGCUUCUGAUUCCGCGUGCGAUGUCACUACUCUACCCUUGACGGUUGAGCAGCAGUUCCGUAUGCAUUUGCUCUGGGACUCGUGCUCCCCAUCGACCAAAGAAGAUGUCUCCGACAAAGCAGCAGACAAGGACGCUGAUCAAAUCGCAGCGCUUAUGGAUGCGUUCACGCGAGCUGGUUCCGCCCUCCACGCCACUGCCUUUGCGCGUCUGGCCCAACAUCGAGAAUCUUUUGACAAGCAGGUUGCUGGCCUGACGGAGGACUCGAACAGAGCGCUUGAGGAUAACGAAAGACUAUAUGCCGGCAACAUCGCCGUCCCAUUCAAGUUCACACUGUUUGAAUCACAGAACUUCCCUUCCGACAUUGUUCUGGCACACUUGUCAAGUCUCGCUCAUGAAGUCCACCAGGCAGAGAAGGAUGUGCGCAAGCUUGCCGCAGAGUGGGAUGAGUGCAUCAAGGCCGAAGAAAACAUUUGGCGCGAGCUGGGCAAUGACGGGAACGAGAGAUCAUGUCACGCGCGCCCCGACGAAUCCUUGUCGCCCGCAGAAAAGGAUGCGUAUGAGAAGGAGGCGAAAGCCAUAGUCGAGUCGGGCUGCCAGAAGAUCGACGACCUGGAAACAGAGUGCAAGAACAGAUGUCAGGCUCUGCUGCAACAAGCAUUCCAAAAGAGUUUGAUGGAAAUGGACUGA